This is a messenger RNA of Dimorphilus gyrociliatus, 889 nucleotides long. NCBI's taxonomy places the organism in Eukaryota, Metazoa, Annelida, Polychaeta, Dinophilidae. The record is from the annotation of a GenBank genome assembly.
AAUGAAUCGAUAUCUGCAGCCGGCUUUAAGGCUUAGAUUAAUAUGUCCAUCAAGUUAUACUCAAAAGAGGACAUAUAGCAAGACAUUUGCAGAAAAAUACCUAUCUACAGACUUCCCUCCUAUAGGUGCUGCAAAUCAAAUCUUAGAAACAGUUCACGACUUCACUGGAUUGCCAUGGUGGGCUACAAUUGCUAUUACUACAGUUAGUUUAAGAACUGUUAUAACUAUGCCCCUUGCGAUAUACGGUCAACGAAUAAUGGCGAAAUUAGAGGCUCAACAGCCAGAACUUAAGGAAAAAGCUGGUAUUCUAUUGAGAGAAGUAGCUCAUGCCAAAAAAGAACGAGGUUGGACUCAGAAGGAAGCCGAAGCUCAGUUUAAGUUAAAUCUGAAACGAAUAAUUAAAGAAAUCUAUAUAAGAGAUAAUAAUCAUCCCAUGAAAAGUGGUUUGGUAAUGAUCUUUCAAAUACCCCUAUGGUUGUCAAUGUCGUUUGCUUUGCGUAACAUGACUGGCUCAUUGCAGUUUGGAACAACAAGGAACUCACCACUAUGUCCCGAUAUGGCAAACGAAGGAACAUUGUGGUUUCAAAAUUUAAUACUUCCAGAUUCUACAUGGCUAUUAUCACUGUGCCUUGGAACAACGCAACUGGCUCUUUUAAAAAUGUUCCCCAUCAAAGGAGAUGGAAAAUUGGCUAAAACUAUUAAGUAUUCGUUAGGAUUUUUUGCAGUUUUAAUUGUUCCCAUCAGUGCACAAUUACCUGCCGCAAUGACGUUUUACUGGCUAGUCUCAUCUCUCUUUGGAUUCUGUCAAAAUUUACUUUUAAGGCAUCCUUCUGUUAAGAAAUUAAUAAAGUCAAAUAUAAAAAUAAAAAGUAUAGAAAAACCAUUAUAG